Molecule: messenger RNA, 1683 nt
Organism: Sordaria macrospora k-hell
Lineage: Eukaryota; Fungi; Ascomycota; Sordariomycetes; Sordariales; Sordariaceae
Source: RefSeq, a predicted model, not a curated record
AUGCAACUUCUUGCCACAGGAUUAUUAGGAUACAUCAUCCCUUUACUAUGUCUUCUCGGCCUAUGCCACGCCAUUGAGCCCACCACUGACUGCCCCAGCGAUGGCGACCCCUGCCUCCAAGGCGUUACCGACCCCUAUUGGGGUCCAGCGUUCACAGACAGAACAGCCAAUGCCAAAGCAGAUUGUUCGAGGUUUCAGGAAGAUACCCUCUACGGCCACACAGCCCGGACCCGGGUCAAAACAUUGACCCUAACCGUCCGACCUACCAUCACCACCACCACUGCUUUGGAGACUUAUUACCCUGAAGACACCAUCACCGCAACCACGGAAACCACAUCUACAGAGAGCUACUCCCCAAAUUACACCCCCUCCACCCCCUUCUCCUACACCCCCUGCGCCUUCGACCCUCUAAACGGGGGGCUCUUCGACCUCCUCGGUCCCAACGGCCAAAUCGUCGUUAAAAGCCGUUAUGACCCCAACGGAAAAGCCGUCGAGUUUCGUGCCGGUGUCAGUGAAGGCGACGGCAACUCCGACUCCGAAAACUUCCCCGGGUAUCGCUUUUAUAGCCCGCCUAAUGCGACAACUAAUGUCUUUGAUAUAAUCAUCCCUGCCGGUCCUGCUACUGGUACCGGUACAGGGAAGGAAAAGACAAAGUAUCUGGCAGUCUUCAGUUCCGGUGCAGUGGGAUUUGUUGAUAGGAGCUCAAACGGCCAAACCUACGUCCCCUCCCCCUCUUCUUCCACUGAUGGUGGUUCGGACGGCGAAGGCGGCCAAUACGUAACAACCAUCUGGUCCGUUCAAUGCAACGGGUUUGCCACGGCUGGCAUCCUCGGUGGGAUCCGGUUUGAUUUUGGGAUUAGAGAUAAUGGGGAGUUGACUGUUGGGUCGUAUCGAGCUGGCCGUCGGGGCAGGAGUCAGAGAAAGGAUAGACGGCAGAGUCCGCUGCAGAGUGUCCCUGGGGGUUUCUGGAUCAUACCGAAAGCUGGGGUUGUUCCUCCGGUGGGGGAUAUACCUUCGGGAGAAGGAGAGGGGGGGGCGUGUAUGGAGCCUGAAGAGAAGGUGAAGAAGGUUGAAAGUGCCUCCAGUCAAUGUGGCUCGGAAGAUUGGAGGGAGUACUUCGUUCCGAAGUUCGAUUUUGAAGAUGAGUGUCGGUUUUUGCAUAAGUGCUGGGCAACCUGCACCCAAACCAUGACCUCCUGCAACGAGGCCUUCCUCUCUCUCCUUCUCGGCACCUGCGACAGUUCCAUCCCCAGCACCAGCUCCUCACCCUCAAACUCGCCCUCCUCACCAUCGACAUUAUCCUCCCCAUCCCCAUCCAAUGGUGGCCUCACCGACACCACCAACCUCACAGCCUGCCACAACCUAGCCCACUUUACGCACUACUACCUCUCCUCCACGCCGCACGCCUUUGCCGUCUAUGCUUCCGUUUACUCUCAAGUCUGUGUUGUUACUGACGACUCCGUCGUUUCGUCCACAUCGUCCACAUCGUCCACCACAUCCAACACCUGCACGCUAUACGGCCCUGACACUCCUCCUACGUCAGGAUCGGGAGAUAGUAACAACAACAACACCAGCACCACCGACAACCCCAACUAUUACUGCUCCGGCACCGUUUCUCACCCAUACAUGACCUCUUGUCCCAUCGGUACCUCCACUUCUCCCACAAAGAAAGGAAGGGAGUAA